Elgaria multicarinata webbii is the source of this 1704-nucleotide messenger RNA. It is a transcript of the gene SPATA16, whose product is annotated as spermatogenesis associated 16. The record is from RefSeq and is a predicted model, not a curated record. Gene Ontology annotation, biological process: spermatogenesis. NCBI's taxonomy places the organism in Eukaryota, Metazoa, Chordata, Lepidosauria, Squamata, Anguidae. The transcript is spliced from 10 exons. The coding region runs from base 1 to 1704 and encodes 567 amino acids. Gene Ontology annotation, cellular component: Golgi apparatus. Gene Ontology annotation, molecular function: protein binding.
AUGGAGUCAGCAAGCAACGCAUGUUUUGAGAACACCACAAAUGAAGUGUUCCGAAAGGAGUACAUUACCGAAGAGCUGAGGGGAACGGUGCACCAACAGAACGAUAUUCCGGAAGCUCAGCAAGAGAUGAAAGGCCCCUCAGGGGGAGAAAGCAUGGGAAAUGUAACAGAGAAACCCAAAGCAGGGAAGAACAACAUCAAGGAAAAGCAGAAUAAUGAUUUAGACAGGUCAAGCCUUAAACGGAAGUCAGAAAAUGAGGGAAAGCCAGCUGUAAGGAAAGAAGCACGCCUGACCGAGCUGGAGAAUCAGCCCAUUACAAUGGUUUUGUCCCAUAUCUCCCUGAAGAACCUCAUGGAAGUGGAAAUGAAGCUGGUCUACACAGAUGAGGAGGACGUCACCUAUGAGUUUUUUGAGUCCCAGGUGCCCACUAGUGACCAACCAAAAUGUCCAGAAGUCCUAAGCAUGGAUUUCCAGAGGUCUCCCAACACGAGCAUCCUGCCCCAGAUGGAUAAAUGGCUCCAGGUGUCCUUAAAGGAUGCCAGCACUUGCUAUAGGCAGAAGAAGUAUGCAGUGGCAGCAGGGCAGUUCAGAACAGCCCUUGAGCUCUGCAGCAAAGGUGCCGCUCUAGGGAAGCCCUUUGAAGCCUCUGCAAAAGAUAUUUCAAGUAUUGCCAGUUUCAUCGAGACAAAACUUGUGAUCUGCUACUUGAAAAUGAGAAAGCCUGACCUUGCUCUGAAUCAUUCUCACAGGAGUAUUAUUCUGAACCCUGCCUACUUCCGUAACCACCUUCGCCAAGCCACUGUGUUCCGAUGCUUAGAAAGAUAUUCUGAAGCAGCAAGGAGCACCAUGGUCGCUGACUACAUGUACUGGCUGUCUGGAAGAAAGGAGCCACAUACCAGCAAGCUCAUCAAACUGUAUUGGCAGGCUAUGAUUGAAGAAGCCAUCACAAGAGCCGAAUGUUUUUCAGUCAUGUACACACCAUUUGCAACUAAAGUAAAGGCUGUAAAAAUAGACAAGUUGAAGGAAGCUUUUACAAAAAAGCACCCUGACUAUGUGGAAUACAUAUAUACAGACCCCCAUGGACUCCACAGUUUGCCACAGACAGCUGACUGGUCUUGCCCAUUGCCCCAGGCUUACCUGCUGACGCUGGGCUUCAGAAACAAAGAAGUGGGCAAGUUCCUAGAAAAGAUGUCUUGCAGGAAGCUGCCGACAUUUUCAGAACAUAAAGCUCCUUUUAGUCCUCUCACCAGAGAAGAGGCAGGAAGACACCUGGAGACCAUAGGGAAACGAAUCUUGCCAAUAAUGGAUUUUAUCAGAGGCACCAAACUAACUGAGACUUUCUGUGCGUGUUCAGGCGUGAUAGAGAAGCUGCAGCACGCCAGCCUGCUUGGCCGUUUGCAACGCAUCAAGGAGCAGUCCCAAGUGAUCAAUCAAGCCAUGGCUGAGCUUGCUACCAUUCCCUACCUUCAAGAUAUCAGCCAGCAGGAUGCUGAACUGCUGCAGUCACUAAUGGCAGAUGCCAUGGACACCCUCGAAGGAAGGAAAAGUGAUAAAGAACGUGUCUGGAAUAAAAUUCAAAAGGUUGGCAUAAUAGAAGACUUCUUAUACCAAUUAGAAGAUAGUUUCUUGAAGACCAAAAAACUCAGAACAGCGAGGAGGCAGAAAAUGAAAAUGAAGCGGCUUCAAAGCGAACAGCCGUGCUAG